UCGCGCUUCCAUUUGGUGGCGGUGGGUCACAAACCUGCUUUUGCUGCCUUUCAUCUGCAUGCAACAUCAUCAUCCCCUCCACCCCCCACCACGCUGCUGUGUCUGUGUCGUGUCGUGUCAUGUCAAGUCUUGUCGCAGCUGCCGCAGCUCCCCUCCCUCCUUCCCCUCCCUCCCUCCCAUUCCUUCUUCUGUCGCUCAUCUUCCAGUCUCCCCACUCAACCUACAAAGUGCUUGCCUCCGCACGUCUGCAUUGCACUCUCCCUUUGUUGUGUCCUCGCCUUGUCACCCAUUCCACUCUUUCGAUCAGUCCCACUUCUCAAUAUUCUUUUCCUGUCCCUGAGCAGUGGUGCUGUUAGGUUGGUGUUCAUACGUGUGGUUACUGAGGUGUUUAGAUCCACCACAGUUGCCGGCGCUGAAGCUUAGCUAAUCAUUCUUAAUCUGUGGAGGCAUGGAACUGCUGGGUCCAGUGCAACUGGUUCCGUCCUCAAGGGUCAACGUCAUGUUUUUGGUGAUCGUAUCAGUGCUGUUAUUGAGCUUGGUGCGGGACACCCGCGGAUUCGACUACAGUGACGCCCUCGAAAGGUCACUUGUAUUCUACGAAGGCCAACGCUCUGGAAUGAUUCCUCAUGAUCAGCGAAUGUAUUGGCGAGGCAAUUCCGCUCUUACAGACGGCAAUGUAUCAAAUGUGAAUCUGACUGGUGGCUACUACGAUGCGGGAGACAAUGUGAAGUAUCAAUUCCCCAUGGCGUUUACAAUCACUCUCCUCUCCUGGAGUGUGAUCGAGUACAGGACUGAAAUCCAGAACGCCGAUCAGCUUCAAUAUGCGCUUCGUAAUAUCAUGUGGGGUACCGAUUAUUUUCUCAAAGCGAUCACUGGUCCAGACCAGAUAUAUGUUCAGGUAGGGGACCCCCAAAGUGACCACCAGUGUUGGGAGCGCCCAGAGGAUAUGGACACCCAGCGUGUGACGUUGCAAAUCAACUCCUCAUCGCCGGGAACUGAAGUGGCGGCAGAGACAGCUGCAGCGCUUGCAGCAGCCUCCAUUGCGAUCCGAGAUUCUAACUUGCGUUAUUCUGAGAGCCUCUUGGAGACAGCCUUCAGUGUAUUUGAAUUUGCGAAUACGUACCGUGGAACAUUUACCGGAGCCUGCCCUUUUUAUUGCUCAGCUUCUGGCUACAAUGAUGAGCUGCUGUGGGCUGCUGCGUGGUUGUACAAAGCUUCUAGUAACCCUCUAUACCUGCGUUUUCUGGUUGAAAAUGCUGGCACUUGCGGCGAAAUGAAUGAGUUCAGUUGGGACAACAAAAACGCCGGAGUUCAGAUUCUCCUCUCCAAGCUCUAUUUUGAAGGCGAAACUUCUCUUAGGCUCUAUGCAAAACUUGCAUCCAACUAUGUAUGCCACAUUCUUCCAAGGAAUUCCAUGACAUCAGUUUCAUUUACUCCAGGAGGACUUUUAUAUGUCAGGGAAGGGGCCAAUAUGCAAUAUGUAACUAGUGCAGCAUUACUUAUUUCAAUUUUUGCCGACUAUCUUAACAACAAUAACCAAACAUUGGCAUGUGGCAACACUAUCUUUAGUCCAAAUGAUCUAAUGAAUUUUACCAAAAGUCAGGUUGAUUAUAUACUAGGACAAAAUCCUCAAGGCAUCUCAUACAUGGUGGGUUUUGGAUCAAGAUAUCCAACACAAGUUCAUCAUAGAGGAGCUUCUAUAAUUUCUGUGCAUGAAAAUGCUGCACACAUUGGUUGCGGAGAGGGAUUUGUCAAUUAUUUUGAUCGAAAUAGUGCCAACCCUAAUGUAUUGACUGGUGCAAUUGUGGGCGGCCCUAAUAUCAACGAUGAGUUUCAUGAUUCUAGGAGAGAAUCCAGUUAUACGGAGCCAACAACAUAUGUUAAUUCAGGACUUGUUGGUGUUCUUGCUCGCUUGCUCAGAUGAUCAAUUAUCAACCUUGUAAAUUCAAAUGCUAAAAGUAAAAUUUGAUACAAAAUACCUAUUUAGAAUAAAUGAAAUCUAUUUAUAAUUUUAAUGUUUA
Molecule: messenger RNA, 2021 nt
Organism: Physcomitrium patens
Lineage: Eukaryota; Viridiplantae; Streptophyta; Bryopsida; Funariales; Funariaceae
Product: endoglucanase 20
Biological process (GO): carbohydrate metabolic process
Molecular function (GO): hydrolase activity, hydrolyzing O-glycosyl compounds
Source: RefSeq, a predicted model, not a curated record